Messenger RNA from Spodoptera exigua (beet armyworm), 4928 nucleotides. The record is from the annotation of a GenBank genome assembly. NCBI's taxonomy places the organism in Eukaryota, Metazoa, Arthropoda, Insecta, Lepidoptera, Noctuidae.
CGUUAUGAUUGGUUACAAUUUUCUGAUUGUAAUAAUGCGAGCAGCUGAUUGGUGUUAUAUUUACACAUAUACAUUUGCACCAAUUAUCACGCAGUUUGUAAACGGAAACAAACCAUGUGCUAACAUGGCGAUUUUUCAUCGUUCUUCGUAUGUCGUUUGAUAAUUAUUGCGUGGCUGUUAUGGGAAUUUGGUUUAAUCGUGCAAUAUUUUAUCUUUUUGACACAUUUUCUUUGUUUUGUUCAAAAUAAUUACAUCGGGGAAAAAUGAGUGUCGAUGCUUAUGGACCGAGCUCACAAACACUCACGUUUUUGGAUACUGAGGAAGCGGAUCUUAUUGGGGCUGAUACUCAGGGCUCGGAAUUCGAAUUCACCGACUUCACCCUUCCAUCUCAGAGCCAAACACAGGCUUCCCAACAUGAUCAUGGCUUGUCAUCUUCAAAUCAGGUGAACGGUUUAGGUCGUUCUGAUUUGUCAUCCAAAGUGUCCAAUGUGACGAAUGCAAUAGCAGAAUUGCAAUUUGAGGAAGAAGAUGAAGCCUUGUACAGCAAGGAGUUGCCUGACCACGCGUGCAAAUACUGUGGCAUACAUGAUCCGGCCACUGUUGUCAUGUGUAAUAUUUGCAACAAAUGGUUCUGCAAUGGCCGUGGGAACACCUCCGGCUCACACAUUAUCAACCAUUUGGUUCGUGCCAAGCACAAGGAAGCCGCUUUGCAUAGAGACGGCCCACUUGGGGAGACAUUGCUGGAAUGCUACUCAUGCGGUGCCAGGAAUGUAUUUGUUCUUGGCUUUAUACCAGCUAAGGCGGAUUCUGUUGUUGUAUUGCUUUGUCGUCAACCAUGUGCAGCUCAAAGCUCCUUGAAGGACAUGAACUGGGACCAAGAGCAAUGGAAACCUUUGAUCUCUGACCGAGCCUUUCUAUCUUGGCUGGUGAAAGUACCUUCUGAGGCAGAGCAGAUGAGAGCUCGUCAGGUGACUCCCCAGCAAAUAGGACGCCUUGAAGAGCUGUGGCGAGACAAUGUGGAUGCCACCUUCCAAGAUUUGGAGAAGCCUGGCGUAGAUGAGGAGCCUCAUCAAGUACUUUUGAGAUAUGAAGAUGGUUAUCAAUACCAGAACAUCUUUGGUCCUCUGGUGAAGUUAGAAGCUGAUUAUGAUAAGAGGCUAAAGGAGUCUCAGACUCAAGAAGGCAUUGAGGUCCGUUGGGAUGUCGGUCUUAAUAAGAAAACCAUUGCAUACUUCACCCUGGCUAAGACAGAUAGUGAUAUGAAGUUGAUGCAUGGAGAUGAGCUUAGACUGAGAUAUGUAGGUGAGCUGCAUAAAGCGUGGUCGGGUGUGGGUCACGUGAUCAAGGUGCCGGACAACUAUGGCGAUGACGUCGGCCUUGAACUGAAAAGCGGCGCCGGCGCACCGCUCGAUUGCACCUCCAACUUUGUUGUUGACUUCAUUUGGAAAAGUACUUCAUUUGACAGGAUGCAACUCGCUUUGCGCAAGUUCGCUGUGGACGACUCCUCUGUGUCUGGCUACAUCUAUCGUCGCUUAUUAGGACACGAAGUGGAAGAGGUUUUGUUCCGUGUUCACUUGCCAAAGCACUUUAGUGCUCCCAACUUACCCGACCUUAACCGAUCUCAGGUCUAUGCAGUUAAGCAUGCGCUACAGCGUCCACUUUCUCUAAUUCAAGGCCCGCCCGGUACGGGAAAAACAGUGACGUCAGCCACGAUCGUGUACCAACUGGUGAGACAGAACAGUGGACCAGUACUCGUCUGUGCUCCAUCCAACACCGCCGUCGACCAGCUCACUGAGAAGAUCCAUAGAACUGGUCUAAAGGUCGUCCGACUUUGCGCCAAGUCUCGAGAAGCUAUGGAGUCGUCGGUGUCAUUUUUGGCACUCCACGAGCAAGCUAGGGCCUUAGGCUCCGCUGACAGCGAACUCAGGAAGCUGACCAGAUUGAAAGAAGAAGCUGGGGAGCUGUCCGCGGCGGAUGAGAGAAGGUACCGCGCACUGCGACGCGCCGCUGAGAGGCGACUGCUGGACGCCGCCGACGUCGUGUGCACCACGUGCGUGGGUGCAGGGGACCCGAGGGUCGCGCGCAUGCGCUUCCAGUCCAUACUCAUUGACGAGGGCAUGCAGUCCACCGAGCCCGAGUGUAUGGUGCCCGUGGUACUGGGCGCCCGGCAACUGAUCCUCGUGGGUGACCACUGCCAGCUGGGCCCCGUGGUCAUGUGCAAGAAGGCAGCUAAGGCUGGCCUCAGCCAAAGUCUUUUCGAACGUUUGGUUGUCCUCGGUAUCCGUCCAUUCCGUCUUGAAGUCCAAUAUCGGAUGCAUCCUGAACUAUCGCGUUUCCCCUCUGACUUCUUCUAUGAAGGUUCUCUCCAAAAUGGAGUUAGUGCUGAAGAACGUCGUUUGCAUAAAAUUGACUUCCCAUGGCCGAGACCCGAUCGUCCAAUGUUCUUCUACGUAACACAAGGUCAAGAAGAAAUUGCUGGUUCUGGCACAUCCUACUUGAACAGAACUGAAGCUGCUAAUGUGGAAAAGCUGACAACACGGUUUUUGAAAGCAGGCGUACGACCGGAACAGAUUGGUAUUAUUACUCCUUACGAGGGUCAACGAUCAUACCUCGUUCAACACAUGCAGUAUCAAGGCAGCUUGCAUGCCAAACUUUACCAGGAGAUAGAAGUGGCUAGCGUAGACGCUUUCCAAGGUCGAGAAAAAGAUAUAAUUAUCAUGUCUUGCGUCCGUUCUAACGAGCACCAAGGCAUCGGUUUCCUGAGCGAUCCACGUCGUCUGAACGUAGCAUUGACUCGCGCUAAGUACGGGCUCAUAGUUGUCGGCAACCCGAAAGUGUUGAGUAAACAGCCAUUGUGGAAUCAUCUGCUUGCCUUCUACAAGGAACGUCGAGUCCUCACCGAGGGCCCACUUUCGAACCUGAAAGAGUCCGCCAUCCAGUUUGCGAAGCCAAAGAAGUUGGUGAACGCACAGAACCCGGGCUCGCACUUCAUGUCGACGUCGAUGUUCGACGCGCGCGAGGCGAUGGUGCCGGGCUCGGUGUACGACCGCGCGCGCGCGCUGCGCGACCCGCUGGCCUACGUGGGGCCCGAGCGAGCCGCGCUGCUGCACGCGCCCGUGCCGGCCGCCGCGUUCUCUGCGCACCGCGGACUGCGCGCGCCGCCCGCGCCCGCGCCGCGGCCCGCGCGCCGCCGCCCGCCGCGUCUCAGCCAGGAGCCGCUGUCGCAGCAGCCCCCGCUGUCGCUGUCGCAGGGUGCCUCCCAGCCGGACUUCAGCCAGGAGUCGGCGGCCCCCGACUGCCCGUCGCAGCCCGACGGGCUGUUGUCGCAGGACUCCACGUACCAGGGCGGGUUCCGAGCGCGCUGUAGCCAGUACUGAGAGCGCCGGGCGGACCGCCGCGGGGCCGCGCCGCAACAGCCGACCUCACUCCUCCGGGGUGGAGAUCCACGGUACUGACGACAGACGCCGAUGCGCACCGACACCUGACCGACGACAAUCUCAACUCGGGUGUAGAGACAGACAGAGGCUUCCCCGUAGUACGUUGCGACCGCGGGGUUGAAUCGGUUGCGCCGGCGGCGGAAUCCGACCGCGACUUUGUUAGUCUUCGCCCAUCGACCGUAUUGAAGAGUGAAAACUCAAACUUAGAAAUUGUGUCACGCGCGGAGCAUACUUGGGCAACAAGUAUCGUUGUCGAAGGUAAAUUGUAACCGUUCCAUUACAGGGAUACAAAUUUUAUAGAAUGUUGAAACUAAGAACACCGGUUUUACGGCAAGGGUUUAAUCAAAACAAAGCCGGCUCUUUGACCGAAUUGGUCGAAUCGUAAAAUAAAUUUCAUUAGACACGUAUGCACCAAAAAUCGACAUUACUAUAAACUUGUUGCUAUCCUAUAAUUAUUACACGCGUUACUAUUUAACAAAUAGAAACGAGUAGACAAUGACCUCUCGAAGAUAAAUCACAGUGGCUAGAAUAUAAUUCUGAUAGCUUUAACAAUGUAACUGUACACUAAAGAAAGGGGAUAGCUAAUUAUGUGAAACAUAUGUAAAAGCGACGUCCUGUAAACAUAUUAGAAUUCAAACAUUGGAAAAAAUACGCUACUUAUUUGGUGUUAAAAUUGAUGUCUUUAAUACUAAUUCUUUUAAGAAUUUACUCUUUAUUUAAAGCUUGUUUUCUCGUUUCUAGGUGUAUUAUUAGCGAAUCGCGACGUACAAAAAUUUCUGUACUCGAAGCAAAUACCAUCUCAGUUCGCAUGGUAGAAUUUGAAAUUCAUGUUUUUUUUUACAUUAUAAAACUUUGGAAAUGUUAAGCCAGUUAGUCAAGAUUUAUAAUUUGUUAGGCGACACAGUUAUUUCUAGUAAUGGUUUGUUUUCGUCGUAGGGAAAUUCACAUCUUCAUAUGUAACUUCAUUAUCAUUGACGAUAUCAAACAGUGUCAGAUCUACAUGUUAGACAAGCAAUAUCAAUGUUAAACGGGGCUAUAUUGUUUUUCCUUCCCAUUCAACUUUCAUUCAUUCUUCUUUCUUUUCUGACUAAGCUGCUCUUGACAAAAAACUUGGAGUGUACUCCUAUAACAUAAUUAUGGCUGUUAUAUGUACAAAUUGUAAAAUUUGCUGUAAAUUACUAUGCUUUCCAUCAUCCAGGAAUUUCUUAAAUUAUUGUUAAUACAAAGCUCUCAACCAAACAUUCCUCAAAAUUAUUUUCUAUGUUUAUUUAUCAUUUUUCUAUUGUCUAAAUACUGUUAAAGAUUUACCAAUCAAAUGUCUUCAAUAUGAGUAAAAAGUAUUGAAAACAAGUAGGUACUGUGGAAUAAGGAUUUUUGUCUAUUUCUGUUGUAUGAUAAUAUAUUACCUGUUAUUAUGUUAAAUGAAACUGUCUUAGAUAGUUACAUACAUUUUUGUUUGUGAAGGAAAAUCAAUAAAGAAUGUCAUAAAUA